Cryptosporidium ubiquitum is the source of this 1503-nucleotide messenger RNA. RefSeq lists its product as uncharacterized. The transcript has a single exon. Bases 1 to 1503 code for a protein of 500 amino acids. Gene Ontology annotation, biological process: biosynthetic process; cytoplasmic translational initiation. Gene Ontology annotation, molecular function: translation initiation factor activity; guanyl-nucleotide exchange factor activity. NCBI's taxonomy places the organism in Eukaryota, Apicomplexa, Conoidasida, Eucoccidiorida, Cryptosporidiidae. The record is from RefSeq and is a predicted model, not a curated record. Gene Ontology annotation, cellular component: guanyl-nucleotide exchange factor complex; eukaryotic translation initiation factor 2B complex.
AUGACAUCCACGAAUGAACGUUUCUUAUAUUCCAAUGAAUUCAAGGGUGUAGUUUUUGCAGGUGGUUCUGGUAGAAUGCUGGGGCCUCUAACCAAGAAUAUUUCGAAGGCAAUGAUCCCAGUAUGUAAUAAGCCAAUGAUAUGGUACUCUAUAUCUAAUUUGAUACAACAUAGGAUCAAAGAUAUAUGUGUAUUUUGUGAGGAGGAAUAUGAAGAUUCUAUUAGAAAUUACAUUUCUGAGACGUUUUCAAAUGAAAAAGUGAUCAAAAGGUUUGAAUUCGAAGAAACAUAUCAACAAAAUAUUAAAAUAAUUGGAUUAAAGGAAGAUGAGUGUUCAAUAGAGUCAUAUGGUACUUGGAGUAUUCUAUCAGAAUAUGGGAAGGAAUUUCUGCGAGAUUCAGACUUCUUUGUCUUAACCUGUGAUGUAAUUGGGCCACUAGAUUUACUCAAACUGGCAAAUAAGCAUCGUCUGUCUCAAGCAGUUUGUACUGUCUUGCUGACAGAAAAUCCUGAUUUGUCCAAUAUUAAAAGUACCGGAAAACAAAAUACUAAUUCAAACAAUCAAGCUCAGGCAAAUCUAAUUGGUGGUAUUUCUGUUGAAUUACAGAAAGAUAAAAAUAAAAGUAUUUUUGUUCUAGAUGAAAAAGAAGAAGUGAUACUAUCUAUAAGAGAUUUUUAUUCUGCCAGACAAGAAAAUGAAGCUUUCGAAUUAAGCAAACUUCAACUCUUUUGGCAUCCCAAUGUUUCACUACGUACUGACUUGAUAGAUUUACAUGUUUAUCUAUUCAAAUCCUCAAUUUUCAAAAUCCUUGAAAUAGCAUCCGGUUCACGAAAAAUACCCACAAUCAAAUACCCAGAAGAUGGGAUUGAAUCUAUCAGACUGGAGCUUUUACCAUUUCUUGCAAAAAAUCAACAUGUACCUGGCUCUGAGCUUUGGGGUAGGUCCAAAUUUGAUUGCAACCAUUUUCUAGACGAAGAAAUAACCUCAAUCUCAAAUGAUUUACCUAUUAAAUUCACCAAAAUUCAUCUUCCUCCUAAAAUUGAAGGGACUUCAGUAUCAUAUUUCCUACAAAAAUCCCCUCAAAAUUCUGCAAGAGUAAACACGAUCUUGUCUUUACAUGAAUGCAAUCUGGCGGGAACUUCUCCUACACAUUUCCCCACAUGGCUCAUUGAAGAACAGGCGGGUGCAAGUGUUGGGAAAGAAGUCAUUAUAGGUCAAAACAGUAUUAUUGGUAAAAAUGUGCAGUUAAGAAGAUGUGUAAUCGGGUCAAACGUUGAAAUAGGUGACGGUUCUAAGAUUGUUAACUGUGUUAUUCUUAAUAAUGUGAAAAUAGGGUCCAAGUGUACAAUUCAGAACUCUGUUAUUGGUGAUAAUUCCGAGAUUUCAGACACUUGCAAAAUUUCUUACUCUGUAGUAGAGCACGGUUUUAAAGUUGAACCAAAUUCAAAAUAUCAGGGGGAAAUAUUGGAAAAGAGAGAUGAACUUUUUGAAAUUAAUAUUUAA